AUGUGUCGUCCAAAAAAGCAAGAUUUGGAAGAGGAAUCAGUUUGUGAAAGAUCGUAUCAGGAACCACAAGAGAAUGCUCUGCAUGCGAUGAUACUUCAACAACAAAUCGAGCUCGAACAGUUGCUUCAAACAGUGGAGAAUCUCAAGAAUGAUAUUAUUCAGUUACAUGAUCAAGAGCAAAAAUUGAUUCAACGGUUAACUCUAAUGAAACAGUCUCAAAGUUCAAUACUAUGUGAUAUCUAUUCAUUUGUGUCCAAUAAAAAGGUUCUUGUUUUUGUCUCUGGUUUUCUCACAGGCUUCUGUAUUAUUCCCACGAUUAGUAGAAUGUUUUCUUCAGCACGUGUUUUGCUAUGA
Messenger RNA from Adineta ricciae, 354 nucleotides. The record is from the annotation of a GenBank genome assembly. Lineage: Eukaryota; Metazoa; Rotifera; Eurotatoria; Adinetida; Adinetidae.